Molecule: messenger RNA, 1917 nt
Organism: Cuscuta campestris
Lineage: Eukaryota; Viridiplantae; Streptophyta; Magnoliopsida; Solanales; Convolvulaceae
Source: the annotation of a GenBank genome assembly
AGGCACACAACACUAGAGCACAAACAACCACCAAGGCCCGGACAACUACUUAACUACUGUAAUCCUUGGCUCUCGAGACACUCUUAUCUAAGCUCUUAUCCCCGGUAAGGGCAAGAAGUAUCAGGUCAUGCUUGAUCACUUUCUUCCAAUUCUUCUUAAGUCUAACCCUACCCCCACCCUCGCCCACCAAUGUCAGUCUCUCGCAUCUCCGCACCGCAGCCUUCACACUUCCCUACUUUACGUGCCCAAAUCACCUCAACUUAGCCUAUCGCAGCCACUCCCACCCUCGUUACGAAUCUUAUCCAACAUCGUCUGGCCACAAAUUCAAAGCAGCUGCAUGGCGAACGUGGGUUUUCUUGCACUCCGUUUCGUAAAGCAUAACCGGUCUAACUAUUGACCCAUAGACCUUCUCUUUCAUCCAUGCCGAAAUCUUCCUGUCGCAUAGUACCCAUGAAGCCAUUUUUCACUUUGCCCAAGGGCCUCCAAUACGAUGAGCAACAUCUUUGUAUAUCACCCCAUCCGCACCGAACCAAGAUACCGAAACUUGUCUCGCUUCACUGGGUGGGAGUCAAUCCUAACUUCCACAUCCGACUGACCGACUUCUGUAACCCGACCACUGAAGCAACAUUCAAUGUGGUGGUGUGAUGUGAUAACUAAAUUCAUUUAUAUGUCUCCAAGUUGAGAUCUUAUUGCCUAAUUUGAUCUUUUGCUAUGCCAGAUGAGACAGAUGAUGAUGAGAUCAAUAGAGAGUAUAUUGAAGAAACAAAUAGAGAUGCAGUCAUCAUUGCUGCUAGCAAGUUGGUUGCUAUUGACGCAGUUCCGAAUGAAUAUCUUGGUGCAGAGAUAAUUUCUCAUUUUGUAAGUCAUGGUUCAAGUGUCUCUGAGGUGAUCAAGCAUCUUAUCACAGUAUUAAAGAAGAAAAAUGAGAAAAUUUCAAGUAUUUUGGUUGAAGCGUUGAAAAAGGCAUACAAGCGGCACUUGAUUUCUGUUUCAUCUAGCGAUGAAGUAGCUUCUAGCACAACGUUUCAAGAAUGUAAAGAUCUUGCUGCUCGCCUUUCUGGGAUAUUUGCUGGUGCUGCUCGAAACAAGUAUAGAUUGGAUAUUUUGGAUAUUGUCAAGGGAUGCAUUGACUAUGCAUUCUUGGAUGUUCCAAAACAAUUGACUUUCUUGGAUGGCCCAGUACUGCAUUUCAUAACUAAGCUUCAGCUGCCUGACAUUCUUGACAUCUUGAAGGAUGUUGAAGGAAGAAUUGCAAAUGUAAAUACAGAUGAAGAUCCAAGCGGAUGGCGCCCUGUUUUAACAUUUGUGGAGACCCUACGAGAGAAGUAUGCGAAGGAUGAGGGUUUCCAAGAUGAAAAAGAAGGUAUGUCUGUGAAACGCCGUGGGCGUCCUCGUAAGAAGCAGAACUUACAAGGGAAGAAACUCUUUGACGAGCCUGAUUCCAGUGAAGAUGACGAGGAUUCUAUCAGUGAAUCUGAGCAAGAUGCAGACGAAGAAGAGGAGGAAGAAGUCCCUUUAAUACAUUCUAUGAGAUCAGCAUCUAGGCUGAAGUCUUUGAAUAUUUCAAGAGAGCAGAAAGGCCACACUAAUACACCAUAGGUAUUCUGGACAGUGCAUUUCCGUGGUACUAGCGUGCUUCUACAUCUUCCGCUGGUGGAAUUGUUCUUUUCCUGUGUUUUUGUGGGCGGCGGCUUAAUUCAUGCAAGAAGUAUGCAUGCCCUGUAUUUAGUUUGCAAAUUAAAAAGAUGUUACUUGGACGCAUUUGUGAACUGUGGUUGACCCUCAAAUUAUAAUUAGCCUUGCAUAUUAUUGUAAUUAUGCAGUUGAUCUCCUUCAGAAGCAUUGUCUCUGAAAAUGUUACAAUACCCCAUUUGUAUCAAUUUAAGUGGUCUGUUCAAAUAACUGUUAAACACAAUU